Laccaria bicolor S238N-H82 is the source of this 684-nucleotide messenger RNA. RefSeq lists its product as uncharacterized. The coding region runs from base 1 to 684 and encodes 227 amino acids. The transcript has 4 exons. The record is from RefSeq and is a predicted model, not a curated record. NCBI's taxonomy places the organism in Eukaryota, Fungi, Basidiomycota, Agaricomycetes, Agaricales, Hydnangiaceae.
AUGUCAUAUACCCUGGCUUUGCUGUAUCUCACCAUUAUGCCACAAUUUUCUCCAUAUCCGCAAUCUGACAUGUUAAGGGACUUUGGUAUUACUGAAGAACAACCGGUUUUCGAUUACAACGUUAGAGAGAUAGAAGCAUCUCAAGCAUCUCAUGACCCGCCAUUCGUACGCUUUGUCAAGUGUAUCUUUUACGGUACAGACUGUACCAAACCGUUCUUGGUCAAGGUGCCAUACCAUGUUGGGAUGCAUAACCAGCAAACUGUUUCUUCUCUUGACACAAGCUACUGGUUACCACAAGGCGCCAGCGGUGCGAUGGUAGUCUUUACUCCCAAAGUCUACGAGAUAUGCUCCCCCCCCCAAGAAGAUUCUGAAGGAGAGUCCGUGUCUUCUCAGGAUGAAGCUAAUGUUGAACGUCUUUAUUCAAUCAUUUAUUCACCACAACCCCGAGAGGGUGUUCCCCAUGGAUUGAGGGUCAACCAGCUCGUUCACAGUUUCGAGGAGGAUUUAGCAGAUGAUUGUCUGGGUAAUAUGCUGAUCGCGUCGCGUCGAUUCAACGAUUCUCUUUGGGACACCAGUGAAAACGAUAUAUCCAGAGCCAAUGUUGUUCUGAUAAGUGCUGUGGACAGUGAUGAAUUUGUCGAACUUGAUUGGCAGACAGUACUAGGAGAAGUAGAUAUAUCGUAG